Molecule: messenger RNA, 1833 nt
Organism: Arthroderma uncinatum
Lineage: Eukaryota; Fungi; Ascomycota; Eurotiomycetes; Onygenales; Arthrodermataceae
Product: carnitine acetyl transferase
Exons: 3
Coding region: 1-1833 (610 amino acids)
Biological process (GO): carnitine metabolic process
Cellular component (GO): peroxisome; mitochondrion
Molecular function (GO): carnitine O-acetyltransferase activity
Source: RefSeq, a predicted model, not a curated record
AUGGCUCCCCGGCGUGCGGUAUCCUCUGUACCAGCAGGGUACAAGGAGGACAUGUCAAAGGGCAAGAUGCUUCGAUUCGAAGAUUCGCUUCCCAAGUUGCCUGUUCCUACUCUGGAAGAGACCGGACAACGAUACCUCAAAUCAGUACACCCACUGCUCUCCGCGGAAGAGUAUAAGAAGACAGAGAAAGCCGUUUCCGACUUCAUCAAGCCAGGUGGUGAGGGAGAGACGCUUCAGAGGCGUCUGAUUGCCCGAAACGAGGAUCCCAAGACCGAGAAUUGGUUGUACGAAUGGUGGAAUCAGACCGCCUAUCUGACCUACCGUGAUCCCGUUGUUCCAUACGUCAGCUACUUCUACUCAUACCGGGACGAUAGACUACGACGUGCUCCUGCGAAGCGAGCUGCUGCUAUCGCCACUUCGGUGCUGGACUUCAAGAGACAGGUUGAUGACGGAUCCCUCGAGCCGGAAUACCUGCGAAAGGAGCCAAUGGCCAUGAGCUCAUACCAGUAUAUGUUCAACUGCUGCCGUAUCCCCGCUGAUGGCGCCGACUAUCCUCAAAAAUACCCAGCCAAGGAGAACGAACAUAUCAUCGUCAUGCGCAAGAACCAGAUGUUCAAGGUCCCAACCUCGAUCAACGGCCAGCAACUAAACACCUCCGAAUUCCAACAACAAUUCGAGUCUAUUCUCCAGAAAGCCGAGCGAGUUCCCGCCGUUGGAGCCUUGACUUCUGCCAACCGCGACUUCUGGACUGCUGCCCGCAAGAACCUCCUGGCCGCCAGCCCUGCCAACGAAGCUGCUUUGAAGACCAUCGAAGGUGCUUCCUUCAUCAUCUGCCUCGACGAUGCGUCGCCCGUCACUCUCGAGGAGCGUGCUCACGUCUACUGGCACGGCGAUGGCGCCAACCGCUGGUACGACAAACCAUUGAACUUCAUCGUCAACGACAACGGAACAGCCGGUUUCCUAGGCGAACACAGCAUGAUGGACGGUACCCCAACCCACCGUCUAAAUGACUAUGUGAACCAGCUCAUCUUCAGCAACCGUCUCGACUACUCUAACCCAUCCAUUCGCUCUAACCUCCCCGAGCCCCAGCCCAUCUCCUUUGAACUCAACCCUUCCGUUCUCAAGGACAUCUCCACCGCCACCCAAGACUUCCAGACCGUUAUCAACAAGCACGAACUUCGCGUCCAGGCCUUCCAGGCCUACGGUAAGGGCCUCAUCAAGAAGUUCAAAUGCAGCCCAGACGCCUACGUCCAGAUGCUCAUUCAACUCGCAUACUUCAAGAUGUACGGCAAGAACAGACCAACCUACGAAUCCGCCUCCACACGUAAAUACAAACUCGGCCGUACCGAGACCACCCGUUCCGUGUCCGACAACAGCGUAGCCUUCUGUAAGGCCCAAGCUGACCCAUCAGUGUCCCGAGAGGAGUUGGUCAAACUCUUCCGCUCCGCCGUGGCAGCACACUCUAAAUAUACCGCCGAAGCCAGCGUUGGCAAGGGUGUAGACAGACAUCUCUUUGGAUUGAAGAAGUUGAUCCGUGACGGCGAGGCUGUUCCUUCGCUCUUCCAGGACCCAGCAUAUGCGUACAGUGGCUCCUGGUUCCUGAGUACCAGUCAGCUUAGCUCUGAAUACUUCAACGGAUACGGAUGGAGUCAAGUCAUGGAUGAAGGAUUUGGAAUCGCUUAUAUGAUCAACGAGAACAGCAUCCAAUUCAACAUCGUCUGCAAGAAGAUUGGUGCCGAGAGGAUGAGCUUCUACCUUAAUGAAGCCGCCUGUGAAGUUCGAGACAUGUUGAUGCCCGACCUUCUCAAGGAGAGCGAAAAGGCCAAGCUCUAA